Molecule: messenger RNA, 1812 nt
Organism: Homarus americanus (American lobster)
Lineage: Eukaryota; Metazoa; Arthropoda; Malacostraca; Decapoda; Nephropidae
Product: tachykinin-like peptides receptor 99D
Exons: 1
Coding region: 1097-1588 (163 amino acids)
Biological process (GO): G protein-coupled receptor signaling pathway
Cellular component (GO): plasma membrane
Molecular function (GO): tachykinin receptor activity; neuropeptide Y receptor activity
Source: RefSeq, a predicted model, not a curated record
ACGGGGAAACACCGCCGCGCUGCUCGUAGUCCCGGCAUCUCUCUCACAGUGCGACCAUCUACUACAAACUGUUGCCUGACCUUUUCUGGUCCCGAGUUGAUGUGUCUUUGUGAGUUAAGUCAUGGCGGUGGACUCUCAUAGGUCAGUGCGGGUCCCCAGAACAGAGCUGAACUGCGAGUUGCUGUUUAUAAACUAUGGAAAAGUUCACUGCCUGAAGUUUAGUAUAUGAGACUGAGAGAAAGAAGUUUCAUUCACACCCAGAUCUACUGCGGUGUGUUGUGGGUGAUGAGACGCUGACACGAUGGAGUGAUAAGUGAUCCAGGUACACUAACAGCUCUCACCUCACGCCUCCCUCCAAUAACUAUUUAAAAAUUUAUUACAAAAACUCACAUUACCAACACUGCCGGAGUGACUAGGGGGAACGUCUCGAAGCUGAGUAGGAGGAAGAGUAUGGCGAAGUGUGACACAAUGUACACCAUAGGCUCCAUCAAGGGCUCCUGGGCUCCAAAAACUCCUGUGUAAGCUCCGCCACACACCGAGUCUCAGCCUCAACAAACAAUAACCUGUCAAAAACCUCUUAAGUAAAGUUAAUGGGAGUUUGAGAUGUUUUAUGGUACUUCAACACCGAUUAACUCGUGAGUGAUAAGAGGCUUUAGAUAAUUUUUUCAUGGCAUCACUCGUCUCACUUACCACCUGUUUAUGAUGAUGAAGCUACCAUGUAAACUACCCCGAGAUGACUUUUUUAAAGGCUAGAGGCACUUGUGUCAAGCAUCUCUGGUGACACGAGAUAAAAACUUCUUAUAGAAAUUUUUAUACCUGAAAUUAAGCCUCCAUCUCUGUGUUUACUUUAUGGCGGGAAUUCUCCGGUGUAAAUACUCUUGUGAUACGUGAUACAUAUCCUUCACUUAUAAGUUUACUGAACGUUUAACAUGACUUAUAGACAACGUAGGAAGGUUUAACUGUAAUAGGUAAGGUAAGAGAAUAUCUAUCUAUCGUCUAGAGAGAAAUAAAACACUGUAAUCUGCCUCUACUGUGGUCUCAAGGGAAGAUAUAUCACUUGCCGCCUGAACCCUACAAGCUGCCACUUCUCUAUAUUAUGGAGCUCUUAGAUUAUGAAACGACCUGGAAUAUGAGCACUAUCCAGGUCAGAGACAUGGCGCAGAACGGCACCGGUCAGGAAUACGAAGACCCUACGAUCAAUUUGGUCUAUACGAUGUUGAACAGCACCAACAGCACGGGGAACGUGACCCUAGGGGAGGAGAACAAAUACCAAUUACCCUGGUGGCAUCAACUCAUCUGGUCGGUCUUCUUCGGCGGGAUGGUUGUGGUGGCUACAGGGGGUAACCUCAUUGUCAUCUGGAUCGUGUUGGCUGACAGACGCAUGCGUACAGUCACCAACAUCUUCCUGGUGAACCUGUCCGUGGCUGACGCUAUGGUAUCCACCCUCAACGUUGUCUUCAACUUCACCUACAUGCUAAACCUUCAUUGGCGCUUCGGGAGGAUAUACUGCAAGAUCAGCCAGUUCGUAUCCAUUCUGUCCAUCUGCGCCUCUGUCUUCACGCUCAUGGCCAUCUCCUUUGACAGGUGAGACGCUGCAGAAAUACACGAGUUCCUUCUGUCAUUUACAAUCCUCAGGUAUAGACGAGUCACCGGUAAAAUUCCAAUGGUUCUCAUCCUUAAAAAGACGAAGAACUAUAUAUUGGUCGUUUUUUAGUGUCCAAUGGUUCGUUAUGGUUCACCUUCUCUCAGUUAUCAUCCACAAACAAACAAGAAAUAACAUAUAAACAACUAUUAGAUCCACUCCAUCCUUCA